Molecule: messenger RNA, 1524 nt
Organism: Fonticula alba
Lineage: Eukaryota; Rotosphaerida; Fonticulaceae
Exons: 3
Coding region: 1-1524 (507 amino acids)
Biological process (GO): rRNA methylation
Molecular function (GO): RNA binding; RNA methyltransferase activity
Source: RefSeq, a predicted model, not a curated record
AUGUCUCUUCAGCAUCUGUAUGGCCGGCCGAGCGUGAUGACCGCGCUACGGGCCGGCAUCCGGCCACUUGCUGAGCUGACCCUGCUGGUCCCGCCCGGCUACACCAAGCCCAACGGCCCGACCAAGAAGCCCCGGAAGUCGGCCGGGCAAUUUGGCGCACACCAGCCCGAGCAGGACCUCACUGUGACCCGAGAGGUGGAGGCCAUGGCCCGCGAGCUGGGCGUCAAGGUGACCCUCACCACGGACCGGCACACCCUCAAUGCCCUGGCCAAGCAGCGGACACAUGGGGGCAUGGUCCUGGCAACGGGGGAGUUCCCGCUAAACAGCAUCUCGCGCCUGAUGGGGCCGACCCUGCCAGAGGCGCUGGCCACCGCCGUGGCUCCGACCACCCCCGGCCCGGCGGCUGACAGCGACCCCUCUGACGCCGGCAACAGUGCCACUGUCUACAACAUCCAGGUGACCGGUCCGUCCGGUCGGCGUGGGCUCAAGCCCCGGAGCUUCCCGCCGGGGCUGACUGGCGGAUCGACCGCCCACCACCGGUGGCCCGUGUGGCUGGCAUUGGACGAAGUGGUCGAUCCUCAGAACCUCGGAAGUAUCCUUCGCUCGGCAUACUACUUUGGCGUCGAUGGUGUGGCCCUGUGCACGCGCAACAGUGCCCCUUUGUCUCCGGUAGUCAGUCGCGCCUCGGCCGGCUCCCUGGAGGCCUUCAUCUCGCCCUUUCCCGAUGGGAAAGACCAGAAAUCCGCCCCGAUUUCGGAGCGAGCCGAUCAGCAGCCACUCCUGUACAAUGUUCAGGCCAUGACCCGGUUCCUGGCCGAGUCACGGAUCAACAGCUGGGACAUCAUUGGCACGGUGGGGCCGGACUUCGAGCCGGAUGUCCAGGGCUUGACGGCCGACAGGGCCCCGAAGCAACAGCCCCCGACGCCGACCCUGGCCGAGGCCUCGCUCGCGGCCCUGCGCGCCUCGCUCCCGGCCGAUGCCCUGCCGGAGCCGGAGCCGGAGCCGGAGCCGACGCCCCGCGACCCGCAGACGCGCUUUGAGGGAUCAUCCAACAUGGCGGACCUGCUGGUGUCCGGCCGGCCGGGCGACGGGGAAUCCGAAGCCUCUUGCCCGGGGGAGAAGGUGCUACUGACUGUGGAGGAUCUAUCCGAGCUGGAAAUUCGCCGGCCGACCAUCAUUGUUCUCGGGAAUGAAGGCCGCGGGAUGCGAACGAAUGUGGCCCGGCUGUGCAACCGGCUGGUCAGCGUUCCGCGCGUGGGCCGGGCCCCGGUCUUUGCCAACUCCCUUCCUGGUGGGUCCGAGGAGGUGGUCGACUCGCUGAAUGUCGGCGUGGCCACCGGAGUCAUCCUGAGCGAGGUGGUUCGCCAGGCACACCGUGGCUGGACCCCCGAGUUGGGGUCCGACUUCUUCGAGCACAACCUGGCCGACGUUCAGCAGCUGGAUCGGGAGAUCGCCCACAUCCGCAGUCUUAAGAAGGAGCAGCAGCAGCAGCGCCAGCAGCAGGAGCAGGGGCAGGAUAAGUGA